GACGACGACAACGACGACCAGGAGGAGGAGGAGGAAUGACAACGACCUCCGGUUGCCCCAGGCCAGCGGCUCAGGCAAAGGAGGGAGGACUGAGUGCUGAGGCAGAUGGAGAUGGGGCUUCAGGUCCCCCUGAAAACUGAAGCCGUUUGAGGUGGCCACACAAUGAAGAGGCCCAAGUGAGUCCCCCAGCCCCCUUGGACACAUGGCCAGCUCAGUCCCGUGGGCCCAGUGGGCCGAGCCAGACCACCGGAAAGGUGUCCGGCGGCAGUGGGCCUGUGGGGCGGGAGAGGAGGCCUUUGAGCUGAGCCUGGAUGAAGACAGAGUCAUCGGGGCUCUGGACGAGAUCAUAGCCCACCAGAGGAUGCUCCCCUCCCCUAGCCCUUCAGGCCCAGAGCUGUCGGGAGGCUCCAGCCCUGCUGAGAACCCCAAAUCCAGCCAGGAGCCCUGGGCAGUCACGGAGAAGAGCUCGGUCUUCAGCAAUCUGUGUGGCUCCGAGCCGCAAAGGUUCAAGGCAGCCGAGAGCAUUCCUGGAAGCUCAGUAGACGGUAAUGAAGAUGAACUAAAGGAAGUAGAAACACAAGAAGGGUCCAUUUCCCCACCCUGCUGUGAUCUGCAAAGAGAACAGGAGAUGGGCAUGACCGAACAGGAUGAGUGGAACCCAGACAGCGAGGAUGGCCUGGAGUUCCCAGUCCUCACCUAUGAGGGCCCCUUCCCACCAGAAUGCAACCAGAGACUGGAUGGGUCGCCCUUCUCCAACCAGUCUGACUUCAGUUCCAGCCCCAAUGAGCCCUCCAGCCAGCACUCCCGCGGACUACCCCGGGCCUAUGCAUUAGGAUGCCUCAGUCACCAUGCCGAGAGCCCAGACUUGGCUGUAGGGGGUCAGCUUGCCAAGGUCUCUGGGCAGCUCAUGAGAGGCUCCCCAUGGUUUCCAUCAGUGGGCUCUCCUGAGCUAAGCCGGCACCCCAGUUCUGCGAGCCCUCCACCUCUAGAGGACCUGCAGGAUACCCCAAGGUCCCCCAAGAGCAGGCCAGGUAGUACAGAGGACCUCCCUGCAUCCUGGGAUGGAUCAGUCACCCAGGCAACCACCACCAGAAUGUUCCAAGGCCCCAAGGCCCAGCUAACUCCAAACUGCAGGCAGCCUUGGGUUGAGGGCACUCGAGGGCCAGGUGGCGAUCGACCCACAUGCCGAGUGGGCAAGGCGAAGAAGGCUUCUUCCCCGAGGCGGCCUGUCCUGGCCUCCCGCCCAUCUCGAUCCCUGAGUCCCCCAGGGGCCACUAAUCCUAGGAGGGCAGCCCGGUCUGGUACGGUUGGUCAGAACAGUCCCCAGCCCUCCCGCUUAUAUGGUCAAGGGAGGCUCCAUUACCCGCUCCCAGAUUUCUCCAAGGUGGAGCCACGUGUGAGGUUCCCCAAGGACUACCACCCACCCCGAGGGAGGCCUCUGGACACCAGGGCCAGCCGGGCUAUGAGCCCGCUGGUCUUCAAGUCUCCAGCGGAGAUUGUGCGGGAGGUGCUGCUGAGCAGCGAGGAGGCCCCAUCCAGCUCCUCCAGAGUGGUGACGCAGGUGCCGGAUGAGUUUCGGACGCCCGAGCAGGCUACCCAGCUGGUCCAGCAGCUCCAGGAAGACUACCACCGGCUGCUCACCAAGUACGCUGAGGCAGAGAACACCAUUGACCGGCUGCGGCUGGGAGCCAAGGUAAACCUGCACUCGGACCCACCCAGGCCUAACCAUGGCAUCCGCACGGGGACGUUGCCAGCUGGGGCCCAACCACUGACCCUCUCCAUCCCCCAGGCCAGGAGGGCCAUGUUCCAGUCAGACCCUGGCCUUACCCCAUGGGCCACCCAGGAUCCAGGUUCCCCGUCUGCACAGGGAGAUAAGCACAACACCUCCUUCUGCAGGGCCCAGUGCCCCAGCCUGCCCCAGUGUCCUGGCCUGGACAGAUCCUCCCCGGGAGACUUGCUGACCCAGACCCUGGCAGCACGGGUGGAGAACUUACUGGCACAGGUGGAGUCCUUCGAAGGGCUGGUCCAGACAAGGAGGCUGGCAUCACAUGACCAACUGAAGGACUUCUGGAAGCUGAAGGCAGCACAGAGUGCCCUAGAGGGAGCCUAUCUCCAGGCCCGCGAGAAGCAUCAACAACUGCAGCAGCUUCAGGACCCAGAGGAGCCCCCGGGGGAGUUUGAUCUGGACAGGGCCGUGGAGGGAGAGAUCUUCCGCCUGGGAAUACACCUGGAGGAGCUGAAAGAUGGACUUGAUCAGGUCACUCUGGACCAGCAGCCUCCCAGAACCCCACGAGAGAACCCACUGCCCUGCAGCUUCUCGGCCUUACCAUCUGAGGAACUGCUGCCCCAGAUUCCAGCCCCAUCCCCCCUGACUCUGAAGCCAGCCAGCUGCACCCCAUAUUCCCAGCCUCUGGGGAUCCCAGGCAGCCUGAAGGACACAGCAUCAAGCUCAAUGGGCAAUGAGCUAGAAGGUGAUAGAGGUGUUCUCCCUGGGCUCGUCCAGCACAAAGCCUUGCAGGUGGAAAGGCCCUUCCAGUCGCUGCUGGGUCAGUACCGGGACACCAAAUCUCUCCCAGGUGCCCUGAAGGUGGAACCGAACCAGGGAGAAAGGGACUUCCGGGAGGCUGUGGAGAGCCCCACUCUGAGGAAAGCCCACCUGGGCACCUGCUGCCGCAGGCCACUGGAAUCAGAGGAGGAGCAGAGAUGCUCAGUCCCUCUUUCGGCACCUCUGGAGAAGAAGGCCCCCAUCCCCGUGGAGGGGAAGCAGUCAUCUGGGCAGGGGCCCAGUUGCCGACUGCCCGUGCAUCACCCUGAGCAUCUCAUUCGAAGUGGAACUGCCCCCAACCACCCUGUCCCAGAUACCCCCAACUCUCCCAUCCUGGGACGGAAGCAGCCACCAUCCCACCAGAGCAGUGUUGCCAGCCUGGUGGGCAGAGGCAGCUCUGAGCAGCUUCCCCGAAGGCCUUCCUACCCAGCCAAAGCCACCCAGCAAGAGGACCAUCCCAUCGUGUUCCCGGAAACUGACAGUGGCUUCCUGGGGUCUGAAACCAGCCAGGUGUCACCCCUCACCCAGACUCCGGAGCACCAGCUUCCACAGGCCAGUGAGCCACCGAACACUUGCCAGACAUCCUUGGCUUCCAGGCCGCAGACAUACCUUCAGGGAAACCAUCCCCCUGACUCAUGGGUGCCCUCCAGCCCUAGUUCAGCUCAAGGCUUUGGCCCUUGGCAGGAGGCAGAGGGCAUCCCCCAAGAGAGGGGACAGGGGGUCAUGCAGCGCACCCGGGAGCAAUUCUGGAGAAGGCAGCAAGGCCAUAAUCACUCAUCCCAGCUUGGCCCAGAUUCAGAAGUUCCAGCCGGCUUGGAAGAGAAAGCAGGUCAGAGUGAUGUGAGGACCAAAGCCCUUGGGGUAAUCAAGGCCUGCGAUUGGCCUUCCAUCCAAGGGCAAGACCAGCCUGCUGCCUUCUUGGCCAUAUCCCGGCAGGGAACAGCGGAACCUCCAGCCAGCCACCUCAAUGCCCGGAUAGCACGAGACCAGGCCAUCCAGGCCCUGCAGAACGAGGUCUCCCGGCUCCAGCGGAAGCUUGAGAAGAUGCUACUUAGCUCCACGCGGGACCCCGAGGAGACUCCCAGAGCAAAACCCAUCCAACACCAUAGUCACUUUGGGAAGGCUUCCCCAUCCUUGGGGGGCUCCACACCCACCAGAAAGCCCGUGAAGCAGCACCACCAAGAACGGAGUGAUUCAUCCCUGGGCAUCCCACCCACAAGGCUGCGGCCCAGGUCCUCUUCUCUUCCACGGGGUACAUCCAUGCUCGAGUGCAGCCCAGAGUCCGAGCAGCAUGCCACCGAGAGGAGGAGAGCUGCAGAGUGGAGCUGUCAGGGUGAGGAAUACGUUGGAGUGAGAGCAGGGCACGGAGCCCAGAAGCAGAAGGGCUUGAUAACCUUCCGAGGCCUUUACACAGGAAAAGAGUAUCAUAUACCAAGGCCCAAGCCUGCCAGGGCAGCCGCAGACACCGCUUCCUGCUCCCGCUGCCAGAAGCUUCCAGGCAGGGAUUUGGCCCAGGGCGUAGGCACCAGUCCGCCAUGUGACCCCUCCCGGAAGAUGCGGUGUCCCCUGCAUUGGGAUUCUGGAAACCCAGCAGCUGAAAAGCACUCGGAUCCAGCAACUACGGAGUCACACCACGACACCAGGAGAGGUGGAUCACCAGAUUCCCAGCUACAUUCUGAAGCCAAGCAACCACAUUCUGAAGCCAAGAGACCACCAUCCUCGCCUCUGCCACCAAGGGUUUGGUACCUGGCCUCCCCAGCAGCCCCUGCUCCAGCUGUCACUUAUCUUCCAGCACUGUCCGUGGUGCCUCCUUCCCCUUCUGUAGUGUACUACCCCACUUGUGUGUCUACCUCAGCCUCCUCCCCGACAGGUCCUGUCUUCUAUUGCUCCAGCAGCUUCAGCCCCACAAAGCAGAAGCCACCAGCUGCCCCCUGGCCAGCCCCGGGGCUCGGCUGUUCCCUGACCCUUGAACUGGAUGACCUCAAUGAACUGAAUUGGUCCCUGAGCCAAGCUGUGCAGGCAGCCAAAAGCAUCAAGUUUACCACCAAGCAGAUGAGCCGGUCUUUAACUUCUGACCUAAACAGGGCCAGGGCCCUGAGGAGCUCUUGCCUCUUUUGACAAGAACUGGUGACAGGUGGGUUGGGUGGGGAGAUCCCCCCAUGCUCUGUCCAGCCUGAGGUCCCAGCCACAAAGGCAAGUCCAGGGGUCCCAGGGCAAUGUAUGUUGGGCUUUUACCUUAAACAAGUGGGCAGUGUCCCCCAAACAGUAGCUGUCUCCCUCAGAUCUACUUAUGUCUGAAAGUAGAAUCGGCUGAAUCUCGACAGUGCAGAAGAGAGUUGAUCAUUUUCCAGUUCACUUAAACCGCACAGAGUGGUGGACAGUCUGCAUAGAUCAAAUUACCUAGAAAAUUGUUAGACGCCCUUUUCCCUUUGCGCCUUUGACUCUUUGGUACGAACUAGGGCAGUGAAGGCAGGCUUGCCCCUGCUGCAGCUAUGCCUCCCUCAGCUUUCUGGGAUUGAGCAGGCAUUUAUCCAUCUCCAUCCCAAAGACAAGUGAGGAAAGCUGAAUUUUAAAUUUUUUAAAAUAACUGUACAAUAUCGUUUGUGUUUGGAAACUGGGAUUCCUCGUCUUGUUGGUGUUGAAGCUGAAGGAAAGGAGCAAGAAGCAAAUGUGAGACAGAAGAGCACUUUGCCCUUCACAGGCAUGUGGAAGAAUUCAAAGUGCACUGGCCAACCAUGAUUUUCAUCCUCUUUUCUUUCACACUGCCUCCCUUCUCACCUCCAUCUCCUUUGAUAGCUCUCCAAUGGAAGGGUGUCAGUCUGGUGUUAAUUUUAUCCACUGUGAAAUUCAGCAAAUGGGCUGGAUAUUUUUUAAUCUUAAAUUCCAUCCAGGUGUCACAAUGGCUUUCAGCCCCAUGGUGGUGCAAGAGAAACUAGUGAGUUCCUCCGUCACCUGUUUCCUUGGUUGGUUGUUACUCUCCAACCGCCCGCCUCCAUCUUUCCUCUUCUUGCAUUGUAAUAUCCUGUUGGGGAAAUUUGGCUCCAGCAGGGGAGUUUGAUUUGACUGGGUGUGAUCUAGUCUGGUCUUCCUAUGCUUCAAGGUGGCCUUGGAUGCUUCAGGCUUCAAUAGAGGUUGCAAUUGGUCUAAUUCAGGUGCCUCCAGGGGGGCAAUUCUAAGCACAUGGGGCUGGUUAGCAACAAUAAAAGAAAGGGUGUAAAUGGGCAGCAGUGCUGGGCAGUCGGCUCACAGCAGAGUAAAGGACACUGGCGCAUCACGGUAAAGGUAGCAGUGGAGCCCAAGAACUCCAAAGCAGGGCCACCAGCCGUCAAUGGCUUCCAACGGCGGGUCAGCCUCACACAGAGUGUGCUGUUAAGGUGGAAGGGUGCCAACAGGAGAACCUACAUGGUGCUGGAUGGCCCUCAGGAGCCGGCACCUUGGAAGGUGGCCAUCAAUAGCAUAGAGCAGAAGUCCCUUCUAUUCCCAAAGAAAUAUGCAUGUCCAAAAUGGGAGCCAUCUUCAGUCUGUUGAUUUUCUAAAACUCCAGCCUCUUGAAAAGUGAAUCUGGGAUUUUCAACUGGAAUGCAGGCUUGGAUGAAAAACUAACGUUCACACUGAUCUUCUCUAACAUUUCUUCUUUUUGAAGUCCUGCCAAUAACCUCCUCUUUUUCCCUUCAGUUUUGGGUACUAGGUUGUAUCAAUGGCCAUAGCCCUUACCAAACGACAUUUGUUUCUUAUUGUGAAAUGCAUAGAGAGACAGCAAAAUAAUCCAUCUCUUCUGCAGGACACCCAGCCUGUGGUCCUGGUCAAAGGAUGAAAGCCUGACCCGAGGACCCUAGCAGUCUCUGCCUUAAUCUCAGGGAAACAAAGUGUGGCCAAUCCAAUAUGACUGGACUGGCAAUACUCUCACUUAAAGGUAGGGGAGACUAGGAUUUGAGGCCCUGGACACUUUACCAAGAAUCCAGGAGAUGAGUCGGUCAGUACUACAAUUUGCAGUCAAUCUGGAUGGAGGAAUUGGAAUCUGGCAUGAGAGAGGCAUCAUAGGCCGAAGAAACCAACCAUCUGCAACACAAGGUUCAGAAACACUCAUAUGACUGACCAGUCCUAAAAAGACUCUUGGAGACAGCAGCCUUGGAUCAGCUGCUCACUACGGACUCUGUCUUCCCUUCCUCAGGAGACUCACCCCUUCGUCGCUCUUCGCAUCCCAGGGCCAAGAUCCUUAACAUCCCAUCAUGGCUGGAGCUCAGAGUCACUCUAAGUUGCCUCACUCGUCAUGUAGCCAUUUGAACCCAUAGGUAGUCCAGUUCUAACCACCCAUGUGAGCAGCACGCUACAGAGAACCUAGAGGUGAAGAAACAUUUCAAAGUAACCCUGCCACUUCUGCCCAAACAGAAGCACCAAGCAAUGUUCUAGAAGGCUGGAGCUGGAGGGGAGGAGUCCUGGGAACCUCCCAUCCCCACAACUCUGCUCUGGGAAAUAUCACCACCUCUUCUUGAGAAAUAGGCUGAAGGAGGUGUGGCUCCAAGAAUAUAGUGGGGCUAGAAAAGAAACCAGGGUGGAAAAUAAUAAUAAUAAUGAUGGCAUUUAUUAAGCACUUACUAUGUGCAAAGCACUGUUUUAAGUGCU
Molecule: messenger RNA, 7168 nt
Organism: Tachyglossus aculeatus (Australian echidna)
Lineage: Eukaryota; Metazoa; Chordata; Mammalia; Monotremata; Tachyglossidae
Gene: AKNA
Product: AT-hook transcription factor
Exons: 22
Coding region: 203-4663 (1486 amino acids)
Biological process (GO): neuroblast delamination; neuroblast division in subventricular zone; epithelial to mesenchymal transition
Cellular component (GO): centrosome
Source: RefSeq, a predicted model, not a curated record